GCUAAGAGCGCGCGGAGAUUUCCGUUUUCGAACACCUCUGGAAUAUAUUCGCUUGAGUAAGCAUACGAAUGCGGGAAUAUUCAAACCAACGAUUUGUUUAUUUUUUACCGAAACACUUUCAUUUGAUCAGCAGACGAUUUUUUUACAGUAUAAUUUAGCUUUCAUUGAAAAGAAAAACUAAUAUAUUUAAAAAAUGGUUCACAUGAGAAGUUGUAGUGGUUUUACAGACCUCAAGUCAGGAAGUAUUAUAGUCUGUCAUUAUGCUAUGGGCCUCUCCUUCAUGGCUUUGAUCCUGCUCACCUGUCGUCUGCACGAAAUCGACCGGGAAGUAGGCUACCUGCAGGCCGUGCUCACGGACUGGUUUCCCCCCACGCCACCCCAGCAGCAGCAGAACGACGUCACCACGGUCGCUCCCACUGUCAACCGUCACCUCAAUCUACUGCAGGAGGAACUCACGCAGUUCUACUUGCCUGAACUUCAGUCCUCAAGAAUAACAUUGCUUCUGAGUGUUGUGUUCGUCGCUAUAUAUAUUUGCAGUUGGUGGUGGAUGGCUUUUGCUAUUAAACAAGUCAGCCAAGGUGGAAGUGUUUCUUUAAAGACUGUGUUAUUACUUGCUGUCUUUGCCGCUGUCGACAUUGCUGCAAGUACUGGAUUCGUUUUACUCCGACUCAUUAUGUACAUUCGAAGAGAUCGUUUUUAUCCUAAUGCUUUGAAACCGCUCAGUGCACAAACUGAGAGUGACCAAAUGGCUGCGUACACAGCCCUCAGGCUGAUAACUAUUAAGUCGAGUUGCGGCAAUGCCGAUAUCUUAGUCACCGUAGUUGUAGGAUUUCUCACAGUUCUGAGGAUUUACAGCGUCGUAUGCGUUGCAUCAUUUUACAAAAAAGCUAAAAGUGGAUCAAGAGACAUAUUUCAAAAAGAAAUCACUGGCAGCUGUGACACUUCGGACAGAACAGAAUCUAUAAAAGAUUUUGAUGAAUAUGCUCCAAAGUCCCUAAUAAUAGAUUAUGCUAAGAAAAGUAACCACACAGCCCAUAGGGAUCGCAGUCGCCGAUCCAGCAUGGUGGCCCAGUCCACUUUACCACCAGAUGACGACAUGGCAGAGCUCAAAAUCCAAGCUUCUGAUAUGCCCAUAGACAUGCAAAGGGCAGCCCUGAAUGCAGCCUCUCAAGCCAUCCGCAUCUAUUCCACAGAAAAACACAUAGCGGAGAGCAUUAAACAGGACUUUGAUCAACUCUACCACCCCACGUGGCAUUGCAUUGUGGGAAGAAAUUGGGGAAGCUGUGUCACCCAUUCCAAACUCUGUUAUAUCAGGAUGAGCUAUAAAGACAUGACAAUCAUGUUAUAUAGAUCGACGUGAGGGACUCAUAUGAGCAUUUUGGAAGUUAAAAUACAUGGACUAUUGUGAAUUCAAUGGCUCUAAGGUAAAGACAUGCCAAUUAGUUUGGAAUAUGCUUCCAAUUAUAUGUGUUGCCUUAAAAUCAUAGAUUUUAUGGAUUUCUAUGAUUAUUUAUACGGAGUAAUAUAUAGGGUGCCCAUUCUAAUCGUGGCUCUAUAGCUAAUUCCAAAGCCGUUUCAUACAGGCAUAUAUAAGUAGAAAAAUGCUUUAAAUGAGAUGAACAGUUUUAUUUUAUGGCAAUAAAUUUACUACUGAAAAACUUUAAGAUCUAAAUUACAAACGGUCAUAUUAAUCAUGUUUAAUAUUGUAAAAUAUCCUUGAAUACACUAAUAUUUGAAACAAAAAAAAGUUAUCUCACUUUUCUGUAAUUAAUCGAGUUUUAAAACUGAAUAUGAUUGUUUUGGGCAAUUUUAGACUAUUUCAAUUGCCGUUUCGAUGAUCAUGUGCCAAUCAAUAGGGAGCACUUGCCGCAAGCAGCUGUUAGUUAACUUAAAAUAAUAAAACUUAAAGUUUCAUAACUCGGUUAGUUUUAGGCAUGGAAGAGAGGGACAUUUUUUGAAACUUAAAGUAGAAGAAAUGUUUUACUAACUAUGAUUAAUAGGACAAACAAAAACGUUCAAAAAUUUGGAUUUUUUUUUUUUUUUUUUUGCAGCAUUACAUUUAUGAACAACCUAAAAAUGAUUCUUUACAUCAUUUAAAGCAUUUUUUUUAAUUAUUUGGUAGUAUAUGCUUGUACCUAUCGGUUUAAAAUUUAGUUUUGGAUUAUGAUUACAAUGCAACCUUCUGUAUAUAUAAACUACGUUUUUGUUGUUGUGGAAGGGGAUGAUAAAAAUAUUCAGUCUAAUGUUUUUAUGAGUUAAUAGAAUGUUCUGACAAAAUUCAUCUUUAUCGAACAUAAAUUAGUUUCUUCAAUUGUUUAAAAAUUAAAAUUGAAGUAUACAAUUUUAUUUUUUAUAAAUUGUUAAUCCGUUACCAAUUAUGAGUAAACUGAAUAUCUUUAAAGCAGGCUAAAUGUAAAUUUUGGCAUGUCUUUACUUUAUAACAAGUAUUAAAUAAUGAGCCAUAUAACAAGUCUGCCAUACAUUUUGUUAAUUAAUGUUUAAAAUAAUGUAAAUAUAAUCAAAUAACAAUUCAAGAUAUGGCUCCUUUUAUAUUGCAAUCAAUGGAAUGCAUAUCACAAUACAUUAUUACUCAAUAAGAUUAUUUGAUUAAAAAUAAUUCACAUUCAUUUAACUAUUGAGAAAAAUCAGUUUUGCCCAGUGAAGCUAGUUAAUGACGAAAAAAUGUGAAGUCAGUUUAUUAAUGAUAAAUUGUGAUCCAUUCAUCAAAGAAUACAUCAUAUGAUUCUUUAAAAAAGAAUUAGUUCAAUAUAAUUUAAAAAUCAGGCAUUAGCAGAUGUAUAUAUAUAUUUUUUUCUGAAUUUAGAAAUGAUUGGGAUCCAAAAGUGCCGGACAGAAAGUAAAUUUGAAGGCAAACUGUAUGUGAUAUAAUGACAAAGGAUGUUAUCUCUGGAUACAAAGUAGGAUCAUAUUAUGAAAGUAAUCCGAACAAGCAAACGGAGUAUUUCUUUCAGCAACCUUAUGCACAGUAUUGUCAGCUAUUUCGAUUUUGGGUAUCCCGCGAUGCGAAGAGGCAUAUUAAAAUAGGUUUCCGGCGUGACUAAAAUAAAUUGUACCAUAAUCAAACACGAAUUUUUUAUCGGGGAUAACUUGCCAAAUGUGGUAUCUAUUCAUGAACGUGAUAAAUGUGUUUUUAUUGCAACCCUAAAAUCCACGACGAAUUUUAAUGUUUGAUUAAUAUGAUUUGAUGACAUAAGUGGAAAACCGACAUCGUAUACUUCAAAUUUACCAAAGUACCUUAUGCCUUUACAGAACAAACCUAAAAUAACGGGUAUAAUUUUUACAAUUUCAGAAUCAAGUAUGUUUUAAUUAUUCCUUGAUUAUGUAACUAAAUAAAUAGAUGAUAUAAAUAUGCUUAUAACCGUUUUAAAAUUCUUUUCAGUAAAAAUAAUAAUUCUAUUCUCAAGGCUAAAGUAUUAAAUUGAAUUGAUAAAUAAUUGUAUAGAUAAAGAAGAAAUGAAAAUAAGAUAAAUGUGUGUAGGAGAAAACAAAAUUUUUACUAAUGACUUUGUAUAAAUAUCAUUAUUAUUAUUAAAUGAGAGCAGAAGUCAUUCAUAUUUCAACAUUUACAUAAUUUUUUGAGUGAUGUUCGAUUUCUCGCAAAACCUAACAAAACCAUGUCAAUUAUUAAAAAUUUCGCCAAAAUUCCUCUGUUUUAGAGGGCUACAGAAAAUGGUUUCAAGGAUUGCAAUAAAGAUCAACAAAAUUAGAUUUGGAGAAAAAUCGACAAAGCAAUUAUCAUUGUUGGCGAAAGAACAUAAAUCUGACAUAUUUCUCACAAAACUAUAGGAAUAAUUUCAAACACAAUAGAAAUGAAUUACCGUUUCAAAUUUUCUUAGCUUUUGAGGAAAUCUACUUACCGAUAAGAUAGCUUAUAAGAUAUCAGUUUGUGAUUUUUUUUAUAAGAACCAUAGAUUGAUCGAAAUCUUGACAAUUUAUAAUUCAUGCAAACACAAAAAUUGCUGCUUAAUCAAAAAGUCCGGACUGCAUUUUUGGAAAAAAAAAACAAAAAAAAAACACACAUUUUGACGCAUUAAAAAUGAGUUUAAUGAUUAAACUUAGCUAUAUUUUAGUGUAGUCGAGCUUUAAAUAUAUCAAGCAUAAGAAAAAAAUAAUAAAUUUUAGAUUACCAAAAAGAUUUUAUUUGCAUUUUUAUAUAAAUAAACAAUAUAAAUACCUUCAAUCCUCCUAUAAUAUUCUAUUUUGAUCUGUGCUACAUCAAAAACAUUGAUAACAUGUUUGAAAAAAAUUUCAAAAUAAAUAAAUAAAAUAAAAAUAAAUUCUUUUGCACUUUAUCCCAAAAAUAUCGAUUCAAACAUAAAAUACUAUCCAAUAAAGAAAAAAUAAAAUGAUUGGUGUGAUGUAUGAUUAAAAACGAUACAGAAAAUAUUAUUAAAGCUUGAUUUAUCGAAAAAAAAAUUUAAAAAAAUUACUUACCCAAUUUUAUAAAUAAAGAAAUUGAAAUCUUAUCCAUAUUACAUUUAUAAUGUUUCACGGAUGAAUUCUAAAGUCUAAGAACGUACAAAUGCUUGUACAUAAUAGAGUUCCCAUUGUUUUUGGUUACUUUAAAUGUCCGCGUUUCCACUGAAAUUUCACUUUGCAAAACUCCUGGGAUAAUUCUUACUAAUUUUACUUAGUUGCUAUUUUAACCUCACUACUGGUACCAGUUUUCGUACUUGCUUUAUUUUUCCACAGAGCUAAAAUCCGAAGUCUCACUGGUGUGGUGUGGAGAGAGGGGUGCCAGCUCAGGUGUCGUCCUCGUCAUCUGACCGCGGUUCAAAAUUACUAGGUCCGUACCAAAAUAGCCCUAGUGUUGCUUCAAACGGGACGUUAAUAUAACCAAACCGAACAGUACGGGAUAUUGAUAUUUUCAGAUUAUAUUAAUUUGAUAAACCAUUUUUUUUUUUAUUAUUAUUAUCGAAUCAAUGCUUCAUCUUUCUGACUAGCACAGUCAUGUUCUACCCGCAUAUCUACAAUUACAGAAAGAAAUUAUGUGUUCAUAUUAGCUAAGAAUACUAUUUAUUUGCUGCAAAUGUCUAAAACCCUUAAGUUCGAAACCACGCCAUUAUAAAUGAUCUAACACCUCGCAACUUGCAAAAUCAUUUUGGUUCAAUUCUUAAUUUAUACAUUUAAAACUUAUAUCCGUCGAUUUUUUUCAUAAUCACUAAAUAUGGUUCAGAGAAUUCAUUAGAACGAAAUUGUUUCUAAAUGCUAUGUUUUACAACCAAGAUUCUAUGAAUAUAUUUUCCUUUGUUUAUCAGCUCCCUAUUGGACUAUUUGUCAACUUUAUUAAAAAAUUCAUAAAUACCCUAUAAAGAUUACAAAAACUUUUGAAAUUUCUUUUAGAUAUUUUUUCUUAACUUUUUAAGAUAAAAUUUGAAUAAUCACUUUGAAAUCCUUUUAGCUCUCUGGCAUUUCCAAGUUCCAGCUCUAUACUGGUGGGCCAGUUUCUCUUUCAAACGAAGGAUGCAAGAGCCAUGCAAAGCGAAUAGGCUCUUUCAUAACUAAUGUUCUCCAAAGAUAUACAAUUAAAACACAAGUACCUUAUCGAAAAAUUAUAAAAAUCUGAUAUAAAUAAAAGCUAUUAUUAAAAAGGCAUCAUUGAAAUGAUUUUAACCAUCCAGCUGCGUAUCCCGCAGGAUAGCAAUCAGUCCAUUUUCUAUUGUAUUCCCCGUUUUUCGCAAUUUAGUGUUUAUUUUUACAAUUAGAGAUUUUUAUUAUAUCAUAUUAUAAUCAUGUAACAUAUAAGCUCAUCUUGUUUGAAAAAUAUUUGAAUUUAUUGCAAACAUCGCAUCUAAAUAGUAAUUUAAAAAAAAUUAUGCAAUCAGAGGUUUAAAAAAAAGGCAAUACAUUUUAAAAAUAAUUUUUAAUCAAAUAAUUUUAUUUUAUGCAAAGGAGUUUUUUUCAAUUUUCUGAAUUUAAUGCUAUUUUUAAUAAUUACUAUUUAGCAAUACUAUUUUUAAUAAUUACUUUUCCCCCUAUCAUUUAAUUGACUAAAAAAACAAACUGAAUCCUAUUAGUACAUGAAUUAUACUUUUAUUUAGAAUGUCAUUUUCGAACUAUUUUUAUUUUAGGAAUAGAGUGCAUAUGAGGAAUGUCCAUAAUAUACAUCCUGUUCCAAAAUAUAAUUAUACAGACAUAUUGUUAAACAAUGGUCUUAGAAAGCCAUUGCAAUUUAUGCACCAUAUUAUCAAACUGCUUAUUGUAGAAAGUUGUUGUAAAAUUCAUUAAUGUUUUGCACCACAUAUUUUUUCUCUCUUUUGGAAAGAGCUAAUAAUUUAAAAAACAAUUAUAUAUGAAAUAAUAUAUGUAUCCCAUUACUGUAAAGUGUUAUUUAUUAUAUGUUAAAUUCUCAUGGUAUCAUGGCCAGUUAUGAAAAUGUCAAAUGAAUUCUUUUAUUACAUAAAUGUCAGAACAACUGUA
Argiope bruennichi is the source of this 6441-nucleotide messenger RNA. RefSeq lists its product as uncharacterized. Gene Ontology annotation, molecular function: dynein intermediate chain binding; dynein light intermediate chain binding. Gene Ontology annotation, biological process: microtubule-based process; cilium assembly. The record is from RefSeq and is a predicted model, not a curated record. NCBI's taxonomy places the organism in Eukaryota, Metazoa, Arthropoda, Arachnida, Araneae, Araneidae. Bases 194 to 1360 code for a protein of 388 amino acids. The transcript is spliced from 9 exons. Gene Ontology annotation, cellular component: cytoplasmic dynein complex.